Messenger RNA from Dovyalis caffra, 429 nucleotides. The record is from the annotation of a GenBank genome assembly. Lineage: Eukaryota; Viridiplantae; Streptophyta; Magnoliopsida; Malpighiales; Salicaceae.
AUGCUCCUUUUUGGUUUAAAUUUGGAUCGACCAUUGGAAUGCUUUAUUGAAUCAGUGGCUAAUAAGUUGGGUGCUGCAAUCGAUCAAGUUAUAAAGGUGGAUUUACCGAAUUUGGAGAUGGAUCAAUGGAAGUUUGUUCGAUUUCAGGUAUCCUUGCCAAUGGAGAAGCUAUUGAGGAGGGGAGUUAAAAUGGUUCUUAAUCCUAGCACUCAGUUAUGGGUUACUUUCAAGAGUUGCAUGAAGAGAAUGGAGGAUGAGACGUUGGGCAAAAGGUUUAGGAGUCAAUUUGUAUUAUGGUUGAAAGCUGGCUCAUCCAGACACUUCCUAAAGCAUCAUCAAAGGAAUGGUUACCUAAAAGCUGAGAAGCACUUUGGACGUAUGUACAUCAAAUUCUUAUGGCAAAAUGCUUUUGACAUCUUCCCCCAUUAA